AUGAGUCGGACACCGUACCCCAAAACGAGCGCGCCUGCUCCGAAGCCCCUAAAACAGCUUACGGUUUCGGAGCCAAAGGUCAAAAUACCAGGACCUCAGUCACCUGCACCCCUUAUUGAGGGGACCCAUCUCAUGCGGCCCAUCGACCGGGCGCCGCCAGGCGACGUUGCCCGCAGCGCUAGCAAAGCACAGUCCAAAACAGACCUCACAAGACAGAAGAGCAAGCGGAACUUCUUUGAAGACGCCUUCUUGGACAACCCACCCAGCCUAGCCAGGGAGCGAGUCCACGGCGACGCCAUCGUCACGGCCGAGGUCAAGACCAACGUGAUCGUCCGCGACGAAUUCACCUUCAUCAGCGAGCUGGCCUACCACCUCUCGACGCGGUACCAGCGGCCGGUGUCAUCCAUCGUGGUCACCCUGCGGCACGGCGCCUGCAUGUUCUGGGGCGGCUCCUUCGACCCGGCCUACGUCAUGUCGGUCUCCGCGCUGCCCUCCCAGCUGCAGCCCACCACCAACCGCCGCAACGCCGCGCUGAUCCAGCGGCACAUGGAGGAUACCCUGGGGGUGCGGCCCGGCCGCGGCCUGCUGCGCUUCGUGCCCGUGCCGGAGGAGUGUUUGGUGUGUGAUGGACGGACGGUGGCGGGGGAGGUGGAGGAGUUGGAGAGGGGUGGUGAUGUGGUGGGUGGUUCUCCCGCGGCGGUGGUGGAAGCGAAUGGGGUACCGAACAAGGUGGAGAAGAUUGCCAGUGGUAGGAAGGAGAAGAAGAUGUUGAGCGUUAACGUUAAGGUGAAGUCCAUUGCCGCCCUUCGACCUCUAUCAACCGCCGCCAGGUUACCCACACCGGAAUUGACGCCUCCCGGAAGCGGUGACGAAGAUCUACCGCCUAUGCCGGGCGCAUACCCCCAGAUGGCGGAAAGCGAAGCAAGCGGUGCUCACUCACCUCAGAGAAAAGCGCAGAGGAAGAAGAGCUUCGUGGCUACCAUUUUCAGCCGGUCCAGCAGCAAGUCUUCAUAUGACCCGUCUCUACCGGCGAUUGCGGACGAGGCGUAA
Messenger RNA from Chaetomium fimeti, 1050 nucleotides. Its product is annotated as Tautomerase/MIF superfamily. Bases 1 to 1050 code for a protein of 349 amino acids. Gene Ontology annotation, molecular function: phenylpyruvate tautomerase activity. The record is from RefSeq and is a predicted model, not a curated record. The transcript has 3 exons. Lineage: Eukaryota; Fungi; Ascomycota; Sordariomycetes; Sordariales; Chaetomiaceae.